UUGCAUUUCAAAGCCGCUAAAGUAACAAGUAUCUUGCAGUUAUCCAUUCAGUGGAACGAGUUAAAUAAAAAAUCUACCGAAAAAAAAACAAAAUUUCGUUGUAUAUAAAAUAGUGAAAAGCGCCAUAGAAAAUAACAACUUUUGACUCACUGCAAUGGAAUCUCCCAAUGGCGACCUCUAUACCCUUGAAGCCAAUUUAAUGAACAAAUCGCUACGUGAACUAACAGAUGGCGCCGACAAGGACCCCAUUACCAAGUUACGCUUACUUUGCUUCAGCCGUGGAGCAACAGGCAUUCUCGGAUUGGGCAGGGCAUUUCGGGCAAUGGACGAUGAUGGCAGCAAAGCACUAAAUGAGGAGGAAUUUAUUAGCGGUAUUCACGACACGGGUCUCGAUGUUACCGACGACGAAAUCAAAGAAAUGUUUAACAAAUUCGAUGAGGAUGGCAGUGGUUCAAUUAACAUGACUGAAUUUUUGCUCAAGCUGCGUCCACCAAUGCCAGCGAGCCGCUUGUCGAUCAUAGAUUUGGCAUUUGAUAAAAUGGAUAAGGAUGGUGAUGGCAUUAUCACCAUUGAGGACUUGAAGAAUGUCUAUUCGGUUAAGGAGCAUCCCAAAUAUCAAAGUGGCGAAAUGAGUGAGGAUGAAAUUCUUACAGAGUUUUUGCACAACUUUGAGGGUGGACGUGGAAAUCUAGAUGGAAAGAUCACUCGCGAGGAAUUUGUCAACUACUAUGCGACUAUAAGUGCUUCAAUUGAUAAUGAUUUAUAUUUCGAUCUGAUGAUGCGUCGUGCCUAUGCCAUGUAAAAAUCUCUGAAGAAAUCUCAAACACUUUUGCUAUCUUUUUUAAAAGCAGCUGCUUAAAAUCUAUUAAAAUAUUUAUAAAUUUAUU
Messenger RNA from Drosophila willistoni, 887 nucleotides. RefSeq names its product calcyphosin-like protein. Bases 155 to 802 code for a protein of 215 amino acids. Gene Ontology annotation, molecular function: calcium ion binding. The transcript is spliced from 6 exons. The record is from RefSeq and is a predicted model, not a curated record. NCBI's taxonomy places the organism in Eukaryota, Metazoa, Arthropoda, Insecta, Diptera, Drosophilidae.